AUGCGUGACGCUUGCAUGCCGUUAAAGAAAUGGGCAUCAAACUGUAGUGAAAUUCAAGAUCACGUCGAUAGCACGAAGUCGGGAGUUUCGCAACAUGAACUGAUUCGAGAUACCGAAGGUGACGAGACAGCUAGAGUACUCGGACUAACUUGGGACACCAGACCGGAUACACUGAAUUUCAAUGGACCGAACGUCCUCGAAGCACUCAGUCAAGUAGGCGACAGCAAACGCUCGGUGCUUCAGACAGUCGCGAAGAUCUUCGAUCCACUCGGACUGGCCGCACCGUUCGCUAUCAAGGCCAAAAUGGUAUUCCAACAACUUUGGCAGCAAGGUGUGGGGUGGGACAAGCCAAUACCGGACAGCGUCAAAUGUGACUGGGACUCCUGGAAAGCAGAACUGGCGGAUCUACUUAAUGUAUCUGUUCCACGGAACCUGAAGAGAGGUAUAGAGACGAUUACGUCAACACAACUUCAUCUUUUUAGCGAUGCGAGUCCACUAGCGUAUGGGACAUGUGCAUACCUCAGAUGUGAAGACUACGACGGUAACGUACAAUGUACGUUGAUUCUCUCUAAGGCUCGCCUAGCCCCUCUCAAGAAAUUAUCGCUUCCCAGGCUGGAGCUCAUGGGAGCUCUCAUUGCUGCCAGAACCGCAAAAUUUGUCAAACACGCGCUACGUAUGCCGUCUGUUCCGACAUAUUUCUGGGCGGACUCCAGCAUUGCACUCACUUGGAUAAAAGGACGAGCUGCAAGAUGGAAGGUUUUUGUGUGCAACCGCGUAACAGAGAUUCAGGCAACGUCGACAGCGGAUCAAUGGCGGUACUGCCCAGGAAAACAAAACCCCGCGGACUGUUUGACGCGGGGCAUGACAAUUCACGCAUUGUUAAGGAGCUCGCACUGGUGGGAAGGUCCCAACUGGCUCAAGGACGGAGAGUCUCAGUGGCCAAAAUUUGAUGCUCCGUCCCGGACUGAAGAAUCGAACAUGGAAGCCUGCAGUAACUCUUCGCAGGUGAUGCACGUGACUCUCGAAAAGGUAGAGCCCCUAAUGGAUAUCCAGGACUUUAGCAGCCACGUGAAACUACUACGAGUUACCGCUUGGGCUAGGCGGUUUAUUGACAGAUGCAAGAAGGCAGCUCAAUCAUCCGCACCGUGGAUUACCGCCGAGGAAAUCAAUGCAGCCGAUGAGUACUGGAUAAAGGUUGCUCAACAAGAGAGCUUCCCUCACGAGGUGCAGGAACUGAAACGUGGCUGCGCCAUUCCGAAGGCUUCCAAGAUUGGCAAGUUGCAACCCUACUUGGACAAGUAUGGGAUCAUGAGAUUAAAGGGACGCCUGGAAUUUUCACCAGAAACAGAGACUGUAAAGCACCCAAUAAUUUUAGACAAACGUCAUAGGCUGUCUUACCUGAUCGUUAACAGCGCACAUCGGCGGACCCAGCACGGCGGUGUCCAGGCCACUAUGAACGACGUUCGCGAAAGGUGGUGGGUUACGCAAGCUCGACAACUAACGAAAAGUGUACUUUCAAGGUGCGGUACGUGUCGACGUUUUCGAGCGCAGGCAGCGACGUCUCCGACGGCACCGCUGCCACUGGACCGAGUACAUCAAGGCCAUCCCUUCGAAACAGUGGGCAUAGACUUCGCCGGGCCACUGUACGUCUCGAGCAAGAAAAACUCCGAACGUCGCGUUAUUCACUUGUGCGACGUCAAGGGCAUUGCACUUGGAACUAGUGUCGGACCUCACCGUAGACUCCUUCCUGCUAGCUAUGCGCCGUUUUAUCGCUCGUCGCGGGACCCCAUCCACUAUUUACUCCGAUAA
Ornithodoros turicata is the source of this 1809-nucleotide messenger RNA. RefSeq lists its product as uncharacterized. The record is from RefSeq and is a predicted model, not a curated record. The coding region runs from base 1 to 1809 and encodes 602 amino acids. NCBI's taxonomy places the organism in Eukaryota, Metazoa, Arthropoda, Arachnida, Ixodida, Argasidae. The transcript has a single exon.